UACUUAGUCUUUGAGCACACUUGCACGCAAGCGAAUGUGUCGGCUGGUGCUCGCUCCUGACACGGACGCCUUUGAUCCAUUUCUGAGCCAGUUUGUUGCGGUCUACUAAUUGCGAUCAUGAUCCAAUCCGGUUUCUACUGGAUUAAACACAGCCCUCCGAAUUUCCAGCGCACCCCAAUUUGAACGAUCGCCUACAUCUGUUGACAAAAGAAGAGAAAAUGGGAUUACUUUCGUGUGCCAGCGUCGUUGUGAUAACUGUGUUAGCGGAAUUAACCUUCGGAGACAAAGUAUUCCCGCAAAAGUGCUGCCCUGGAAAUCAGGUGUUGGACGUGGAAUUGCGCAAGUGUGUCGAUAAUCCCGCGGUGUUCAAAACCUACCAGGAAGAAUCCGGAGUCAACGAUCCACUUUUACAGUGUUCCGAUGGAUGGGAAACUUUCAAAAUGGAAAACCAGUUCGUCGACGGUGCCAUUGUAGAACCUCGCUUCAAUCAAACAAUAACUCAGUAUUGUGUUCAUUCCACUGCAUUUAAUGAUGUUCGUAACGAGACUGUCGUAGCCUACUGCCGCACUCCAGCGCAAGUGAAAAAAUGUUGUCCGAUGGGCCAAUCAGUCAAACGCAAUUCGAUCAUGGAGUGCAUCGCCAACGACCGAAUUUUCAACGCUUCCAAAAUAGUUACUCCGGCCGGAUGGCCAUUCAAAGUCGUGGAGAAUUCUUCGUUGACUUGCGAAUAUGAUUUCAACAUUUACGUGCCAAAAAUGUUCGUCGAUAACAGAUAUGAGGUCAACGCAUCCGGCUACUUUGUUGUGAAAAGAGCCUUGUACAAAGUAUUGCGUCAUUCCGACAAUUAUUGUGUUGAUACUGCUGUCGAUGCUGAGGGAAACCAAGAGGAUAUUGCCAUGAUAUGCCUGCCGUGGAGAAUGAAAUUGGUGCGGUAUCUCCUGUGGGGUGUCUAUUCGUACCUUCAUUACGUCUCGGCUUUCUUCCUCAUUUUGACGUUGGCCGUCUAUGCCAUCUUCCCUCCACUUCGUGAUAACAUCCAGGGGUACUCGAUGAUCAGCUUCUUGAUUUGUAUGAUUAUCGUACAACUCGAAUACGGAAUCCUACUUUCACUUCCGACCGAACCCCACACCUGGUGUUUUUUCAAAACGAUUGCUAGUAAUUAUUUUCGCUAUGCGUCCUCAACCUGGAUUACCGUGAUGGGAUUCAACAUCUGGAACCAGUUAAAUUCAGGUCCCAGACCAUCAAAUAGACGGGACUUGCUCAUCCGUUCUGCAUUGUGUUCCGUCUACGCUUGGGGAUUGCCAUUCGUACUACAAAUGGCUGUGGUUAUUUAUCGUGAUAGUUUGGGACCACCUGUCCGUCUUUGUUGGUUUGGAAAUCCCAUAAUGAAACAUUUACUGAGCACACCGAACGUCAUUCUGGUGACGGCCAAUUUGAUUUUCUUCAUUCCAAGCGCUCUUAAAGUUUAUGGAAGUCUCCGUUUCCUCAAAACUUCUGUUUCGCCCGUGGCUCUCAGCAAAUUGGAAAAACAAAGGAUUACCACGAUUUUCCGUUUCUUCUUACUGAUGCAGUUUUACACGAUACCGAGAAUCGUUCACGAAAUAGUCGAUUCAGACAAUGCCACUCCCGAAUUGCUCAUCUUCAGUGUUUCUCUCUACAUGUUGAUCGGACCGGCCAUGUUUUACUUUUUCGUUUGCAAGACCGAAGUUUACAAAAUGAUUAGGGACCGUGUGGUCAAAAUCAAGGAAUCUGCUUCACGCGCAUUAACUAGUAGUAAUUCGACAAAAAUAUCUUCGGGCUCCGUGAAGUUCUGGCGCUCACGAUCAUACCAAACUUCUUCGGAUGAAUCCCCUGCAAAUGAGACCAGCGAUUCCAAGCCCUCAAACAUUGAGGCAAUAAAAUAUCAACAAAAUGGAGAAGACCUUGGAGAAGACAAUUUAGCAUAUACAGGCGAGGAUCAUUCAGCCUAGAUUUGGAUGGAAAAUAUACCAAUAAAAGAUGCGCGAAAACAUACUCGUGGUGAUUGGUACAAAAAGUGGUUAUUGUGUUGAAUAGACUAUCAUUGAGCUUUCUAGAAAUAUUGACAAAUUUUAUAUUGCAAUCUACUUGACGAAAAAUAAAUUAUGUUUAAGAAUA
Molecule: messenger RNA, 2136 nt
Organism: Daphnia pulicaria
Lineage: Eukaryota; Metazoa; Arthropoda; Branchiopoda; Diplostraca; Daphniidae
Exons: 6
Coding region: 219-1970 (583 amino acids)
Biological process (GO): cell surface receptor signaling pathway
Cellular component (GO): membrane
Molecular function (GO): transmembrane signaling receptor activity
Source: RefSeq, a predicted model, not a curated record